AUGGACAAGAUACAACAGCCUCCUCAUCCGCAGAUGACAGGGCAGGCGGGCGCAGAGGGCGAGAUCGGGCGGCAGGAACGCGAGGAAGAGUUUGAAUUCUACCAGGCUUUUGCGGCCGAGAGCGUCAAGGGCGUGGUGCACAUGAUCACGCUGCAGCUGAAGGCGGAGGGCGUGGCGGACAGCUACGUGCUUCUGCCGUUCCGGCCGGAACACGCGAACCGGAAACUGCUGGCGUUUUUGAACGCUGUAUUUCCGCUGGGCAACGGGCAGGCGGUGCCGCGCGCGAAGGCGCGGCACGUGAUCGGGGAGACGGACUCGUGGACGCUGGUGCAGGCGUUGAAGUACAUCUGGUGCCGGCUGCCGGGCGAGCAGGUGAUCGGCUGGGAGACAUACUGGCGAUUCCGCGCGGAGGAGAGGAAGCUGGGCUAUCCGAGCGACGCGUUCAUGCAAGUGCUGCCCGGGUGCCUAUCGUCCUCGAGCCAUGCGUCGAUCGUGUACGACUUUUUUGAUCUGCUGGUGGCCGUUGCGGCAAACGUCUCGGAAAACCGCAUGAGCGGUCGGAAGGUGGCCAAAAUGAGCGCGAUAUGGGCGUUUGGGGACUACAGGCACCCCGACGGCGGAGGCAACAACUCGUUCCAGGAGGGCCUGGCCCAAUGGAGGCGCGGGGCGAACGCGAUGUUCCACCUGUUUCUUGCCUUCCUGCGUGCGUUUGCCGUGGACGAACAGAAAAGCGGGAAGUUCACCAGGGAACUGGAGGCGAUUUUGUUCCAGAACGCCUACCCGCCGCCGGAAGACCUGCAGGAGGACCCCGCCAAGCUCAUCUCCGUGCCAGUGCUCACGCUGAAGACGGACCGGUUCUCGCGGAAACCAUGGGAGCUCUUCGAGCGUUGUAACUCCUUGUUUCAGACGGCGGGCCAUUACGGCGGGCCCCUUGAGGACUACACCUUGUUGCAGUCGCUGUUCAUGAGGAAGAACCAGGCCAAUGCGCUCAGCAAGAAAAUGACAGGCGAGACGCGGCGCCUACUGAAGGAGAUGAGCACGAAGCAUUCAACUUUCCAAGCUGGCUGGGGUAACAGGAAUCCCCUUCCCAACAGGCUCAAUCUCACAGAGUCCAUCAGCUGGACGCGGACCGAAAUCAGCGAUUACUUCAUCUGGACGUGGAUGUCUACACUUUCGCACGAACAGAUUUCGUCCAAAAAGAAGAUAUUUGGGAGAUCCUUCAUUGCCGAGUUCGAAUUGGACGGAUUUAAGAAGUGCAUCAUAGUGGAAGAGUCAGAUAUAACCUUGGACCGCAUGAGAACCGGUGCGCCCGCUACAGAGCCCGAGAAGGCUACCGCGAACGUCAUGGCCUCGCCCAACGAGCUGCAUCUCAGCCCCGGGUACCUGAAGUUCCAAGAGAGCGUGGAAGAUGCUUCCAAAUCCGCGUCUCCUCCGGACAUAGACCCUUCGCAUCGCCAAAGCAGCAGUAGUUAUAGCAGCAGGUGCAGCGUAAGAAGCAGGGGCAGCAGGGGCAGCAACGGCAAACCCUACAGUAAUAACAGUAGCACUAGUAGCAGAUGCAGUAUCAACGGAAACGGCCACACUGCCGCCUACUCUACGAUUGCUCUGCCAAAGCGGCAGAUGAACACCAAACCAGCAACACCCUCUUCCUGUGGGAACAGCCCAGCUUCCUUGGCAGGGCCCGGGUUCACGAUAACGACCUCGUCGAACUAUGAUACAGAAAGCGAAAGGAGCCUGCAUAUUGAGUCUGAUAUAUCGGUAAUCCGUGCCCCCAACACGGAGCUGCCGCCCUGUUCGCCAUUGUCCGCGGACGUUCCACAGCGCAAGAGCUACCUGGAUGCAAGUGGCAGGUUCGACAGAGACAUGGACCGCCUGCUGCAGCGGACCGAUGCCCUGAACCUACAGGGCCAGGCGGCACCUGCGGGACGGCGGCCAAACGAGUACAUGGGUAGGGAGGCGAUUCCAGAGAAACCACGGUCUUACGACCUGCUACAGCCCGCGCAGAGCAGCAAGAACUUCUACGCUGGGCUGGACACAGGAAGCAGCGUCAUGCUGGCCACAGAGAGCUGUGUCAUGGGCAAAGAACUCCCGGAGUCCGGCAGUCAGGGCCGGAGUACAGGCGGAGCGUCGUGGAUGCCCCAUUCAAACAACGUAGCGGACGAAUCAUUUGUAAGCAGCAGUAGUGGAGGCACACAGGCAACUCCGAGGACGACACAGGCGCCAUCGGACCCUUCGUUUUUGCAAGGCAGGGCUCAAUGGCAGAGACCCGCACAGGUGCCGAAAGGCAGUGCCCACCGGAACCCUUAUGGCACGGCGUGCAACAAUUUCGCUGGAGAGGAAGGCGCCCCGAGCCAGCUAACAGUCGGCAACCGCUCGCCACCGGACCCAUCGCCGCCGGCCCACGUACAGGGCGCUGCAGCAGAAGACGCACUGGGUAGCCCGGGCUUCGCAGCUCCCAGGCACAAACGGCAGUCGGCACUGGCGGCCACAGGGUACACGCACAGCACCUCGGCCUCGUCCGAAUACGUCGGUCCGGCGACCGCAAGCUCCGACGUCCGUCGCCCCUACACAUACUAUGACGUUCCGCCGGGCCGCGCGUCGCCGCCGUCUCCACAGAAGCUCGAUCCCGCGCAAACGUCCCAUGUAAGAAUGCCCCCGCAGCUGGCCGCGGUGCGCACCCUGCAGGCCGCCUCCGGCGGAGAUACCGCCGCGCCCCACACUUACCAGCACGUGGGGCAGGCGUACGACCAGACGGCCUACCAGCAGCGCUCCCCGCCCGAAAGCCCCUCGUUGCCAGAGCAGGCGUACGUGCCAGAGCAGGCGUACGCGCCAGAGCAGGCGUACGCGCCAGAGCAGGCGUACGCGGCGGCACAUGCGCCGCGUCGCAGCACACACGGCUUCCCCAACCAUCCGCAGAUGCUGCAGCCGCAUUCCCAACGCCAUCCCUACGCGCUAAGCCAUGGCUCCCCCACGCACCACCCGAGCCAUGCGGUGCCUUCAGUGUAUCCCGAACCACAGAGCUUCGGGCGGCCGACCUCAGCCGCCUCCGCGCCAAAAACACACUUACCUAAUGCAGCGAGGCCAGCCUCGCCCGUGAAGGCUGAUCCCAUGGCAACUACGCAACAGCCACACGGAAAUGCAGUGCCUAUGAACUAUGCACCCGUUGUCCUGCCUUCAAACAGGCUCCAUGGAGGCAACAUGACGAAACAGCAGGGCAGGAAACAGCUCUACAAGGACAUCCGAGACGGCAAUUUCGGCCUGUGA
This is a messenger RNA of Eremothecium gossypii ATCC 10895, 3264 nucleotides long. RefSeq names its product Msb1p (gene MSB1). Lineage: Eukaryota; Fungi; Ascomycota; Saccharomycetes; Saccharomycetales; Saccharomycetaceae. The record is from RefSeq and is marked provisional. The transcript has a single exon. Gene Ontology annotation, cellular component: cellular bud neck; cellular bud tip. Bases 1 to 3264 code for a protein of 1087 amino acids.